GUGACCUCUGGCAGGGAUGCUACGACGCUGGGGGGGGCGAUCCUGGAUGCAGAGGACGACCACCACAAAUUACGUCUCACAUUCAAGCCGGGAACCAACCGGUCGAAAAGGGAAGAUGCACUUUGUGAUGUGGAGUGGCCAGUGGUCGGAGCAGUUGGCCGAAGAGCACCGGGGCAGCUCGACCCAUCAUCGGACUAUGGCCCGGCCAUUCGUUCUGGGGUUCGGCGCCGCCGCCUUGAUUUGUUUACCAGUCAACCUCCUUCAGCCCGCCUACAAGGCUACAAGUAGGAAUGUAACACGUCAACUGGGCUGCUGCAGGUUAAUAUGGAUCUUGUCCUCUUCCUUCUCCUCCUUCCCACCUAGUCUAGAGGGGGUUAGUGAGGAGUUGACCCAAGAAGCGAAGUAAGUAUGAGUGAGGAGACAAAGGACGGGUUGGAGGUGCUGGUGUUGGUGCUGAUGCUGGUGCAGGUGCAGCUCCAGGUCUAUUCGUACUGGAGGACAAUAGGGAGUUCAUCUGGAUACUUCUUCCUGCUGGCGUCCCUUUGGACGGAUGCUCGGCUUCACAGGAGUG
Aspergillus sclerotioniger CBS 115572 is the source of this 571-nucleotide messenger RNA. RefSeq lists its product as uncharacterized. NCBI's taxonomy places the organism in Eukaryota, Fungi, Ascomycota, Eurotiomycetes, Eurotiales, Aspergillaceae. The record is from RefSeq and is a predicted model, not a curated record. The transcript has a single exon. Bases 197 to 406 code for a protein of 69 amino acids.